Saprolegnia parasitica CBS 223.65 is the source of this 1226-nucleotide messenger RNA. RefSeq names its product CAMK/CAMK1 protein kinase. The transcript is spliced from 5 exons. Gene Ontology annotation, biological process: protein phosphorylation. Gene Ontology annotation, molecular function: protein kinase activity; ATP binding. The record is from RefSeq and is a predicted model, not a curated record. Lineage: Eukaryota; Oomycota; Saprolegniomycetes; Saprolegniales; Saprolegniaceae. Bases 10 to 1200 code for a protein of 396 amino acids.
CGAAACAACAUGGGAACGGUGGCCAGCUGGUGCUGCGGCGUCGCCGCCCCCGACCCGACCUGUGAGAGCUUAUUGCGCUACUCCAAGGCGACCAACGUACCGGCGCUCGUCGAGAUUGAGCGCGACGCCAUGCGCGACUUCCACGCCAAGUUCCUCCUCGGGCGCAAGCUCGGCGCUGGCGCAUAUGCCACCGUCUACGAGUGCGGCGAGGUCGCGACCAAGAAGCAGUACGCGUGCAAGGUGUACGCACGCCACGGCCUGGACGCGGGCGCGCUCGAGUGCGCCUUGACCGAGCCGUACCUGCUCAAGCGCAUGUACCACCCCGGCAUUUUGCGCUGCCGCGGCUUUUACAAGGAGCCGACGACGUACGUGCUGGUCAUGGAGGAGCUCACGGGCGGCGACAUCUUUGCCAAGCUCCACGAAAGCAAAGAAAAGCUCACCGAGCGCGACAUUUGCCGGCUCGUCAAGUUGCUCCUCGAAGCGCUGGCCUACAUGCACGCCCGCGACGUUGUCCAUCGCGACCUCAAGCUGGAAAACCUCAUGCUCGAGUCGACGGGCGAGAACGCAGCCCUCAAGAUUGUCGACUUUGGCUUUGCCGUGCAGUUGCCGUCCAAAGACGCCGUCUUGACCGAGGUGCUCGGGACGCCCGGGUACAUGGCCCCGGAAGUGAUCCAGGGCCAGCCCUACAGCACGCCGUCCGAUGUGUGGAGCGCCGGCGUCAUCGUCUACACGCUCCUCUGCGGGUACCCGCCGUUCCACCACGACGAGAUCCAAGACGUCCAGAAGCUCUUUCGGUGCAUUUGCUACGGCUACUUCUUCUUCGACGUGCCGUACUGGGACGACAUCUCCACCGAGGCCCAGGACCUUGUGCGACGUAUGCUGCGCGUCACACCCGCCGACCGCGCGACGGCCGCUGCGCUGCUCGACCACCCGUGGUUCAAUGUCCACGCGGCGCUGCCCGAGACCAAGACGGAGCCGCUGGACGUGCUCCGGGCGCUCAAGCCGCUGCAGUCGUUCCAGCGCAUCAUGAAGUCGCGGCUGUCGGCCAACCACGCGCGCGACCACGCGCACGCAAUGGCUUCGCUGGUCGCCUCCAAGCUGUCGCAGGUCGAGGCGACGACGGCACCGAUCGCGAUCGACCUCCGCCGCUCGACGCUGCUGCCGACGGCCCGCGGCGGCAUGGCGCCACCGACGCCGUAAUCACACUUACGGAGCUUGUCUUUGCA